Molecule: messenger RNA, 1121 nt
Organism: Syzygium oleosum
Lineage: Eukaryota; Viridiplantae; Streptophyta; Magnoliopsida; Myrtales; Myrtaceae
Product: GDSL esterase/lipase At5g45910-like
Exons: 5
Coding region: 16-1116 (366 amino acids)
Molecular function (GO): hydrolase activity, acting on ester bonds
Source: RefSeq, a predicted model, not a curated record
CUAGUGUUGCGCGACAUGAAAGCAAUGAACAUACUAGUCUUCUUCUUGUUCUGCUGCCUCUCUUCAAAGUCCGUUUUGUCGAGCCCCGGUCACUACAAUGCAAUCUUUAACUUCGGCGACUCUCAUAGCGACACCGGAAACUUCCUCCUUUCCGGGGCACUUGCAUUUCCAGUCAUAAAAAAUCUCCCUUAUGGGGAGACUUUCUUCCACCAUGCAACUGGUCGAUGCUCGGACGGACGCCUCAUUAUCGAUUUCAUAGCUGAAGCAUUUGGACUGCCAUAUCUUUUACCAUAUCUGGCAGUAGCCAAAGGUUCACCUGUUCGUACGGGAGUGAACUUCGCAGUUGCUGGUGCCACAGCGAUCGACUCGUCUUUCUUCUCUGCACAGCAGAUUGUGUUGUCGACCAAUGACUCGCUGAAUGUUCAGCUUGGCUGGUUCAAAAAUUUGAAGUCGUCUCUCUGCACUACCAAACAAGAAUGUGAUGAGUAUUUUAAGAAGUCUCUGUUUCUGGUGGGGGAGAUAGGUGAAAAUGACUACAACUUUCCCUUUCUCUUUGGUCGAACCAUUGAACAGCUACGCCCUUUGGUACCACAAAUUGUUGGAGCCAUCACUCGAGCCGUCAGUAUGCUGAUAGAAGAAGGGGCUGUGGAUCUGGUGGUGCCAGGACAGUUCCCGACAGGCUGCAUCUCCGCCUAUCUAACUUUGUUUCAAAGCGCUAAUAUAUCGGCAUAUGACCCAAGAACGGGGUGUCUCAGGGCUUAUAAUACUUUAUUCAAGUAUCACAAUAAGUACCUCAAGCAAGAAUUGCAAAAUUUGAGAGAACAAUACCCUCAUGCAAGGAUUGCGUACGCUGAUUAUUAUGGUGCCUCCAUGUCUAUCUAUCGCACUCCAAAACUCUAUGGCUUCUAUGGAGGGGCACUAAGGGCUUGUUGUGGAGGAGGUGGUCCAUACAACUUCAAUAUGUCAAGACUAUGUGGUCAGACCGGCUCAACUCUUUGCAAACUUCCAUCGGCUUUUGCCGAUUGGGAUGGGAUUCACUUCACCGAGUCUGCUUCUCAUCACAUCGCCAAAGGGUUGAUCUAUGGUGGCUUCACAUCUCCACCACUCCUAUCUUAAUUUAA